Messenger RNA from Drosophila ficusphila, 542 nucleotides. It is a transcript of the gene RpII18, whose product is annotated as DNA-directed RNA polymerases I, II, and III subunit RPABC2. The record is from RefSeq and is a predicted model, not a curated record. Gene Ontology annotation, molecular function: DNA binding; DNA-directed RNA polymerase activity. Gene Ontology annotation, cellular component: RNA polymerase III complex; RNA polymerase I complex; nucleus. Gene Ontology annotation, biological process: DNA-templated transcription. NCBI's taxonomy places the organism in Eukaryota, Metazoa, Arthropoda, Insecta, Diptera, Drosophilidae.
GCACUGUAGAAAGAGGAAGAGUCGGCGACGCGUGCAAAACACGCCGAACUUUCAUUAUUUCAUUUAUUUAUAAAAACUAAGAAAAACAAUGGAUGACGGCGACUACGAUAACGAUGACGUCGGCGGCGACGAUUUCGACGAUGUUGACGAGGAUGUGGAUGAGGAUAUCAACCAAGAAGAGGAGGUAGACAACAUCGAAAUCAUAGCACCUGGUGGAGCGGGCGGGGGUGUGCCCAAGUCUAAGCGAAUCACCACUAAGUACAUGACGAAAUACGAACGAGCCAGAGUCUUGGGCACCCGGGCACUCCAGAUCGCCAUGUGCGCACCCAUCAUGGUGGAGUUGGACGGAGAAACGGACCCGCUGCAGAUCGCCAUGAAGGAGCUCAAGCAGAAAAAGAUCCCCAUCAUCAUUCGCCGAUACCUGCCGGAUCACUCCUACGAGGACUGGAGCAUCGACGAGCUGAUCAUGGUAGACAAUUAGCUAAGAUACAACUUUACACAAAUAUACAUAUACACUAAGAUUAAGGCUGAUUAAGCACAAA